AUGUCAGCUGCCUUCAAUACCAUCCGCAGAGGUACAACAAUCAGACUACUAGAAGCUGCAGGAUGCUCCAGAGACGACCUGAGGCUUGUACAAUACCUCAUGGCUAACACCACUCUAGUAGUCAGAGUGUGUUCUACUGACUCAGAGAUGUUCUCUUUCAACAUAGGAGCCUCCCAAGGAGACAGCACAGCUGGUAAAUUGUUUACCCUCAAUCUAGCUGAAGCUGUAGUGCACAUAAGAGCAGUCCUCCCCUCAAGACCCAACCCUCCGAUAGCCGAUAACCACAUGCCUCUUGAGUCCGGCUAUUCAGACGAUGUAGAGGAGAUUGGUGAAGAUAUGGAGGAGUUACAGGAUAUCUUUCAGAUCUCCAAGAAUAUUCUAAGUGAAUGGAGUCUCUUUGUCAAUGACACAAAGACAAAGUUUACCAGAGUAUAUUUGGAAGAAGUUGGUGCCUGUGACGAGUGGGGUAACGAACUAAGAGGAAAAGAGGAGUGGAGAAACGAGACGCUUCUUGGUACUAAGCUUGGAUCAGAGCAGGAUGUUACUAAUAGAAUAAAUAAAGCUAACUCUGCCUUCUGGUCAUUUGACAAGCUGUGGUGCCAGGGAUCAGAGAGGAGUCAGAUAACUGAGAAGAGAAAGAUCAAACUCUACGACUCACUAGUAGUAUCAGUGCUCCUGUACAACUGCUGCUGCUGGGCCGUACCUCAGCAUGUUCUAGAGUCUGUAGAUGUUGUUCAGAGGAAGCACCUCAAGCGCAUCCUACACAUCUAUUGGCCUAGCUCAAUAUCUAACAAGGCCCUCUACGCUCCCUUACAAACACUCACUACUUCUAAAAACAACCACCAACCAGCCCUAAAAACAACCACCAACCAGCCUUACAAACACUCACUACUCCUAAAAACAACCACCCACCAGCCUUAA
This is a messenger RNA of Bolinopsis microptera, 921 nucleotides long. RefSeq lists its product as uncharacterized. The record is from RefSeq and is a predicted model, not a curated record. Bases 1 to 921 code for a protein of 306 amino acids. Lineage: Eukaryota; Metazoa; Ctenophora; Tentaculata; Lobata; Bolinopsidae. The transcript is spliced from 2 exons.